AUGUAUGUGUUGGUGUGUGUGUAUUAUUGAUUGGGCAAGGAAAGGCGAAGGCUGUUCCCUUAAAGAAUUUCGUCAGGUCUAAAAAAAAGCGAUUCUUUUCUUUAUGGUGGGUUUACAAUUGCUGAAAUUAUUCCUAUAUUUCACCACAUUUUCAGAUUUUGCUUUCAGUCAGUUGUUAUUUGAAGAUAUGGAGAGAAACAUUUUACACUUUAUAAACGAGAGAAAAAAAACGAGAGAAAAAAAACCACCGUUGAAUAAGCAAAACGCUUUUCAGAAUAAAAACUUUUAAAAGCAGAAAGAAAAAAAAAAAACUUUUUCCAAACCUGUCAGAGGUUACUUCCGGUGCAGCAUGUUUAUAUACUUUUCACAGGGUUGUUAUAACGGUUGCUAUGGUAAUGGAUGCCAGUACAAAGAAGCAGUUCUUUUAUUCAAAGCCGUCUCAGCAGUUUACAAAUGAUUCAUCCUUCUAUACUGAGUUCCACAAAUGUAGGGACAGCUUGGAUAAAAGUCCUUUUCUUCAAGCUUGCGGUUAUGGACAGCUAGAUGUUCUUGAGAAACUACUUCAGGAAGGUAAUGAUCCUUACUCAAAGUCCUUGUGCGGCCGAACUGCAUUACAUGAAACCUGCAUUGGGGGACACGUGCCUUGUUUGAUACUUCUGCUGGAGCUGUCCCCUAAUAUAGACGCCCAGGAUCAUGAUGGCUUCACAGCUGUCCACAUGGCUGCUCUCCAUGGUGAGGAAGAGUGUUUGAAAUGCUUAGCCUCGAAGGGUGCCAACUUGCUACUGGGUGACAAUUAUGGCCGACUUCCAAUUCACCUUGCUGCUAUGAGAAACCACUUGAACAUUGUUCAGCUGUUAUUAAGUGAUGGCAAUGCAAGCUUGAGUGCCACAUGCAAUCUUAGGAAGACCCCUUUGCACUAUGCUGCACAAUAUGGAAGUGUAAACUGUUUGAAAUACAUCAUAGAGCAAGGAUUUGAGCCCUUGGUACUGGAUGGCUCAGGAUUGAACCCUGCCCAGUGUGCUGCUCGCUAUGACAAACUGAAAUGUUUACGUUACUUGCUCAAACAUGGGAUCCAGGCAAACUGCAGAAAUAAAAAUGGCCAAACACUGGCCCACCUGGCAGGAUACCAUGGAUCAACAAAUGUGCUUCACUGGCUCCUCGCUCACACGACUGUUAGGGCCGCCGCUGCUGCUGGUGAUAAAACUGCUGCUGCUGUUGGUCCAAAUACUCAAGAUGGGAGUGGAAACACAGUGGGGCACCUAGCCGCAAAGAGAGGCAAAGCAGAAUGUUUCAGCUGUUAUCUGAACUAUGGAGGAAAUCUAAAAAUCACCAACGCAAUGAAUGACACCCCUAUGGACCUUGCCAAAAGCUCUGGACAUUUAGGGAUCAUGCAGAAAGCUGUCAACAAAGAAAUUAUGUGCCCAGUUUGUGAGAAAGAGUCCCAGCAAGGUAACUCUCGUCGUCUUUCAGGGGAUUCCUCAGAAAACCUGUUUCCCACACAACAAAUCCAGAGGCACAGGCUAAGUUUACCCUUGCCCCUACCUAAAGGAAAAACCCAACUGGAAUUAUAUGUGCAAUGUCAGUGGAAUGGAGAAGCAGUAGAAUAGGAGAGAGAAUUGGCACCAGCUUCAAGGAACAAAACACAUACUACAAAUUGAAAAUUCCUAGGAAUAUAGUUUACCUUUUUCUUGAACAAAUUUUUACGAAACAUCCCAACUACGAGUUUUGUUUAAUCUUGAAAAUAAUCAAAAAUCCAGAGCGACUUAUUUAGUAAAAUAACCACUUUUUUGGGGUGCUUUUUUUUUCAUUAUUAAACUGUUUGUUUGGAAUAUAAUAUUAAUCUAA
Molecule: messenger RNA, 1845 nt
Organism: Octopus sinensis (East Asian common octopus)
Lineage: Eukaryota; Metazoa; Mollusca; Cephalopoda; Octopoda; Octopodidae
Product: ankyrin repeat and protein kinase domain-containing protein 1-like
Exons: 9
Coding region: 390-1607 (405 amino acids)
Molecular function (GO): protein binding
Source: RefSeq, a predicted model, not a curated record